AAAUGAAGCCAAUGAGAGAGAAUGGUACUUGGUGUCCUAUUUGGCUGAAUCUUGUAGCUGUGAGUGAUGGAGAACCACCUCAGGCUGUGGGCUUUAUUUCUUGUAGUUGCUGCUGUUUCUGCUCAAAAUACCUCAGUGUCUGUGUCAUGUGGUAGCUCCCACCUCUUGAUUACAGUCCCAGUGGAUCUCUUCGGGGUGGGUGUGGCUGUUGGUGCCAAUGAGCUGACUCUGGGAUCUGGCUGUUCUGUGACUGCUGUACACCUGAAUACACUACAGCUGGAAUACCCUCUCUCUGCAUGUGGAGCCAUCAGAAAACUUCUUCCAAAGAGCAUCCAUUAUAGAAACAUUCUCCACUAUGUACCUUCAACUGCAAAUGGUGUUAUCCGGACCAGUCGCUUCUCUCAUCCCAUUGAUUGUUUCUACCCAAGGUCCUGGAAUGUGUCCUCUCUUGGACUCCAGCCCACUUGGAUCCCUUUCACUUCCACUGUGAUGGAAAGACAGCACCUGGAGUUUGUCCUUGAAGUCUACGACAGUAUGUGGUCACUACCUUUGUCUGACCCGACUUACUUCCUUGGGGAUCUAAUCAACAUCCAAGCAUCUGUAAAGAAGGGGAGCCAUGUACCACUGAAGAUCUACAUGGAUGAGUGUGUUGCCCGACCAAAUGCAGAGUCCUCUGUAAAAUAUGAGGUCAUCACAAACCAUGGGUGCCUUGUAGAUGGGCAGCAUGGUAGUUCCCAUUUUCUUCCUACACAAGAGGGUGGAAUCCUCCGCCUCCAGCUGGACAGCUUUGCCUUCAUUGGGGCCUCCAAUCACCAGAUCUACCUCAUAUGUCACUUGAAGGCAGUACCUAUUGGCUCUGUUGACCGUCGCAACAAGGCAUGCUCCUAUGACCACACUACUGCAUCUUGGAGUUCCCAUGAAGGAGGGGAUUGCUCUUGUUGUGCUUCUCCUAGUGGAUGUGGUAGCAGGAGGAGAAAGCGAAGACAGCAGCAGAGGAAAGAGCUGUUUGGAGAAGUCAACCUCAAGCUUGGGCCCAUUGCCCUGAAAGCAGAGCAGAUGAACAAUUCUGUCGUGCUGAAUGGCUCCAGCACCGUUGAACUGAUGUCGGUUGUGUCCAGUUAUACCACAUCUGAGACCAGUUAUGCUUUAUCCAAGGUUCCCCAUGCUGCUGAGUUACCUCCAAACCAGGUGGUGAAUAUUAUCAUGAGAGGGGGAGUAAACGAAGAAUCUGGGUUCUAUCUCCAUCUCCCCUUCUCCACAGCCACCCUGGUCAUAAUAAUUGCCUGUGCCUUCAUUGGAUUUGUGUCAAUGCUGGGCUGUUACUGCUCCACCAAGCGCUCCCACCGAGGAUAUCGUAUGGAGACUGUCCGUGCAGCUUUGGCAGAGGCCGGUGCUGUUGCCAUGGCCCCUGCAGCGAUUGGUUCGUCAGAUGCUGCUCCCUGUGGAGAACCCAGCGCUACCUCCAAGCAACCUGAUGCGCUGGUAGCUGGCAGCUAGCAGGCAAACUGCUUCCAUCUGAAGUGUUGGCUGUUUAAUAAAUAAUUGGCAGUGCAAAACACAAA
Molecule: messenger RNA, 1562 nt
Organism: Rhineura floridana
Lineage: Eukaryota; Metazoa; Chordata; Lepidosauria; Squamata; Rhineuridae
Product: zona pellucida sperm-binding protein 3-like
Exons: 9
Coding region: 67-1497 (476 amino acids)
Biological process (GO): binding of sperm to zona pellucida; positive regulation of acrosome reaction; egg coat formation
Cellular component (GO): extracellular matrix
Molecular function (GO): acrosin binding
Source: RefSeq, a predicted model, not a curated record